Diospyros lotus (date-plum) is the source of this 3638-nucleotide messenger RNA. RefSeq names its product diacylglycerol kinase 1. Bases 608 to 2824 code for a protein of 738 amino acids. Gene Ontology annotation, molecular function: ATP-dependent diacylglycerol kinase activity. Lineage: Eukaryota; Viridiplantae; Streptophyta; Magnoliopsida; Ericales; Ebenaceae. The record is from RefSeq and is a predicted model, not a curated record. The transcript has 8 exons.
AAAAAAAAAAAAAAAAAGAAGAAGAAAGAGGAAGCCGAUAAAUUAAUUUGGAAACUGCUGAAAGAAGAGCAUUCGCUUCCGGAUUCCGUAUAAAGAGAAGUAGAUUGAUUUCUUCUUCGAGUCCUCUCUACUUUGCUUCGAUUUUCCACGCUCGACACCGCCCUCUCUCUCUCUCUCUCUCUCUCUCUGCUUAGGGUUCGCUCGAUCUCUUCGAUGGCCCUCGCUCUCUGGCUCCUCGCGUAACUGCAAGAGUUAUAGUUAUUUUUACCUUUCUGCUAAGUUCUUUCCUGAUUUGGGAGUUGUUACCUGCUUUGAGUCUGAUGAUUGGGUCUUCAGAGAAUUAGAGGAGGAUGGUUUCGUGAACUUAUGUUUCUUGUUUCUUCUGUGAAGAUGGGAUGGUCCCUGUUUUAGCCAACUCCUUGAAGUGGCGUUGUAGUUCAAUAAAGGAAAAUACUAUGAUUUUUUCUUUCACUACCGUUGUUGAACAAUGGGAACAUGGUAGAGAGUUUCGUAGAUUUCUGUUUUGAUGGAGUCAGAAUUACUGUUUUGUCAACAUGCAGUCGGUUCCAUUUUUGCAUGUAGAGUAGAAUAACUUUGGUUUUAAAGAAUGGAUGAGUACAGAGAAACUGAGUUUCUACUUCCAAGUUGGUUCAGCAAGAACCAAUCUGACAUGGCAGAAUCUCGUGUCUUCAUCAUUUCUUGCCUUUUGGCUGGCUUAAUUGGGAUCUUGACCAUAGCCUACACUGCCUUCCAAUGGAGAAGAAAUAUCAACUUGAGUUGGAUGAAAGCUAUAGCCAGAUCAAAGAAAAACCCAAAGGCAAGGAACAAGGUUCCUGGUGCUCCUCAUACAUGGAUAUUGGAAUCUGUUUCUCGAGGGAAAAGUUUAAAUUGCUGCGUGUGCUUAAAAUCAGUGUCCCCUUCUCAAUCUCUUGGACCAGUGGUGGCCUCAGACACUUUCAUACAUUGCUGUAGCAUAUGUGGAGUGGCAGCUCACCGGAGCUGCUCCUCGAAUGCACACAAGGAUUGCAAGUGUGUGUCUAUGGUUGGUUAUGACCAUGUGAUACACCAAUGGGCAGUCCGAUGGACUGAGGUAACAGAUCAAUCUGAUGAAACUUCUUUCUGCACCUAUUGUGAAGAGUCAUGCAGUGGUUCUUUCCUUCGAGGAUCCCCCAUAUGGUGUUGCUUGUGGUGCCAACGGCUCGUACAUGUUGACUGCCAUGGCAGUUUGUCCAAUGAAACAGGUGAUAUUUGUGAUUUGGGCACAUUCAGGAGGCUUAUUUUAUCACCGCGUUUUGUUAAGGAGUUGCCCUAUUCUUCCUCCGGUGGACUUUUGAGUUCCAUCACUCAUGGAGCUAAUGAGAUUGCAUCUUCUAUGCGUGCUACUAUUAGGAGUCAAAGCAAGAAGCAGAAGCAGAAGCAGAAGCAGGGAGCUGAAGCCUCGUUUGACACAGGUGAUAGCAGUAACUUUGGUGACAUAUCCACAGAAAGUACAGCUGAUACCCAUCAAAUAAUUAAUGGUUCUCAGAGAAAGGGGGAUAGCAGCAAAAGCAACACAAGUAUUGACAAUGGGGAUCGGCAACCAGAUGGUGAUACUGUUAAAAAAUUGGAUUCAAAACGUAGUCUUAAAAGAAGCUCAUCAAUCGGUCAAAAAGAUGAGUCCCAGAUUGCAGGGUUGAAACAGAGAUACGAGUUGACUGAUUUGCCACCAGAGGCAAGACCCUUGUUAGUUUUCAUUAACAAAAAGAGUGGGGCUCAACGUGGAGAUUCACUGAGGAUACGUUUAAACAUGCUCUUGAAUCCUGUUCAGGUUUUCGAGUUGAGUGCUACACAAGGACCAGAGGCAGGUCUGUAUUUAUUUAAAAGGGUGCUCCACUUCAGAAUUCUUGUAUGUGGAGGAGAUGGUACUGUUGGCUGGGUUCUGAAUGCCAUAGACAAACAAAAUUUUGUUUCUCCUCCUCCGGUUGCAAUUCUUCCUGCCGGAACAGGAAAUGAUUUGGCCCGAGUUUUGUCGUGGGGAGGUGGUUUGGGUUCAGUGGAGAGACAAGGGGGCCUUUGCACGGUGUUGCACCACAUAGAACAUGCUGCAGUAACUAUUCUUGAUCGUUGGAAGAUAACAAUCUUAGACCAGGAGGCAAAGCAACUUCAACCCGCAAAAUUCAUGAACAAUUAUCUAGGGGUUGGUUGUGAUGCAAAGGUUGCUCUGGAUAUCCAUAAUCUACGGGAGGAGAACCCAGAAAAGUUCUAUAACCAGUUUAUGAAUAAAGUUCUUUAUGCAAGAGAGGGUGCUAGGAGCAUAAUGGACAGGACAUUUGAAGAUUUUCCUUGGCAAAUUAGGGUGGAGGUGGAUGGUGUUGAUAUAGAAGUCCCUGAGGAUGCAGAAGGUGUUCUUGUUGCUAAUAUUGGAAGCUAUAUGGGUGGUGUAGAUCUGUGGCAAAAUGAGGAUGAAACUAAUGAUAAUUUUGAUCCACAGUCUAUGCAUGAUAAGAUAUUGGAGGUUGUGAGCAUAUCAGGGACAUGGCACCUUGGAAAGCUUCAGAUUGGGCUUUCUCGGGCUCGACGACUUGCCCAAGGGCAGUCAAUUAAGAUUCGGCUUCUUGCUGCGUUCCCUGUUCAAAUAGAUGGAGAGCCUUGGCUUCAGCAACCAUGUACACUGGCUCUCUCUCAUCAUGGACAGGCCUUCAUGCUGAAGAGGGCAGCAGAGGAACCACUGGGCCAUGCAGCCGCCAUCAUUACUGAUGUGCUUGAGAAUGCUGAGACAGAUCAUGUGAUCAGCGCAUCACAGAAGCGUGCUCUUCUUCAAGAAAUGGCAUUGAGGCUGUCCUAGAAAUGGCAUUGGAGAUCUCUCUGCUUCUGCUUCUGCUUCUACGCCUUUUGGCCUCUCCUUUUGAUGUUCAUGUCUUCUGAGAUUGAAAUUAUCACUGAAAGCUCAAACCUGUAGUGAAUGAAUCUUCAAUUAGCGGCAAAUCAAGAGGGAACACUUCCGAGGCAGUUUCUUAUUUGGCCCUUUUGGGAUUGUUGUAGGUGGUAUUUUACAAUGAAAUGGGACAAGGAUAUGUUAUUGUUUGGUUGUUCAUAUGCACAGCAGAGUGAGAGUGGUGGUUAGUUGCGCAAAUGAAUGGAUAGCUUGUGAUGGUUGUGGAUUCCAAUUCAGGGUACCACUUUUCAUUCUACACAAACCAAUUUGAUUGAGUAGCUACAGAGACCAGAUGCCUAGGAAUAUCUAUCAUGUAAGGAUUUGGUUGACUCGGUUUCAUCACUUGGCCUAUAUUCUACGACCAACUUGAAGGCAUAGGCUCUGGCAAGCUGCAUCUUCACAGCUCAAAGCCGCAGCGGGGUUCAAGAUUUGUUCAUUUGGGGUUCUAUUUAUAUCAACCGCAAGGAAGCAAAAGUUCUGUGCAGCUUCAUCAUUCCACCAGAUAUGUGUUUUUUGCUUUUCAUAAUUCGUUUUCUUCUUUACAUGACUAGUAUAAUCUUCUCUUUUGCUGGGGUUGAAAUAAUAGUUGCGAGAUUUUACCGGUUUUUGUGCCUUGGGUCCUCGAUAUCUUUGGCUGUGGAUUCCCUUAUCUUUGUAUUGAUUCUUUAUUUUAUUAUCUGUAUUGAACUUAAAAACUGUAAUUUGCUUUAUAUUUGUUCCCUCA